AUGGAUUCUGAUGAUGAUGAGUGGUACCAUUCCCUUAGUAAGAGCAUUGGCUUAUGCGCUCUAGUCCUAUUCCUCAUCUUAGUCUAUUUCUAUGCGUGGAGUACUUACAGACGCCACAAAAGAGAUGUUGAGACUCAGCAAUCCAUUGAUGAAGUCUUAUCAACGGCCGCCUCACAAGUGGUGGACUCUCGCCGCCCACCACCACCACCACCCAUCGACAACGUUCUCCAUCCAUCGGUCAUCGCUUUACUACCCACCUUCGUAUACAAAGUAGCCCACAAGCUCCACACCAACAUUGACACACUAGAAUGUGCAGUUUGCUUGAGCAACUUUGAGGAAGGAGACAUGACCAAGCUAAUACCUACCUGUAAGCAUAUGUUUCACUUACAAUGCAUCAAUAUGUGGCUGAGCUCUCACUCCACAUGCCCCAUCUGCCGUUCUUCUGUACAAGCUUCAAUUGCAGAGGGUACAUCAGAUGAUGCUUCUUCACAAACUACUUCCAAGGAGCAUGCCUAUGUGAUUACCAUAGAUGGCCGGGCUGCAACAAACAGAUGA
Molecule: messenger RNA, 555 nt
Organism: Telopea speciosissima
Lineage: Eukaryota; Viridiplantae; Streptophyta; Magnoliopsida; Proteales; Proteaceae
Product: RING-H2 finger protein ATL39-like
Exons: 1
Coding region: 1-555 (184 amino acids)
Source: RefSeq, a predicted model, not a curated record